Molecule: messenger RNA, 3835 nt
Organism: Cheilinus undulatus (humphead wrasse)
Lineage: Eukaryota; Metazoa; Chordata; Actinopteri; Labriformes; Labridae
Gene: cdc14b
Product: cell division cycle 14B
Exons: 12
Coding region: 210-1580 (456 amino acids)
Biological process (GO): regulation of exit from mitosis; microtubule cytoskeleton organization; cilium assembly
Cellular component (GO): mitotic spindle; nucleolus; centrosome
Molecular function (GO): protein tyrosine/serine/threonine phosphatase activity; protein serine/threonine phosphatase activity
Source: RefSeq, a predicted model, not a curated record
ACGUCACCACCACCAGAGAGGCUGGAGCAGGCAACUGUACCUCGGCUGACACAUAUACAACACACAGAGCUCAUCAGCAGCGCAGCAGCGAGACAUGCCUUAAUAAUACGGCAGCAAAACGGGGACAAGCUGCAGCUCCGAGAACCCGUGGAUGUCUGUUGCAGCAGCCUCAGUUCAGGAAUGUGCACCCUGCAGCCCCUGAGGAGAAAAUGAAGCGCAAGAGCGAGAGGAGACGAGCCGAGUCGAGGAAAAGGCGCUGUGCAACUCACAACAGCUCGGAGGCGGCGCCAAACUCUGAUAUUUACAUUGAGAUAACAGAUCAGUUAUAUUUCGCCAUACUCAAGCAGAAGAUCAAGAGCACAGCGGAAAGACACUGUUUCUGCAUAGAUGAAGAGCUGGCAUAUGAGAACUUUUAUGCGGACUUUGGUCCCCUUAACUUGGCCAUGUUUUAUCGCUUCUGUUGCAAGCUGACAAAGAAACUCAAGUCCAUCACACUUUCAAGAAAGAAGAUUAUAUUUUAUACCUGUGGAGAUCAGAAGAAACAAGCCAAUGCUGCCUACCUAAUCGGCUCAUAUGCUGUAAUGAACCUAAACAUGUCACCAGAGGAGGCCUACAGUCUACUGGUGUCAAGGAAUUCAACAUAUAUUCCAUUCAGAGAUGCUUCGUUUGGAACCUGCAUGUACAAUCUGAACAUCCUUGACUGCCUCCGUGCUGUUCAUAAGGCUCUGCAGUAUGGCUGGCUUGAUUUCUCUAACUUUGAUGUGGAGGAGUACGAGCACUAUGAGAGGGCAGAAAAUGGAGACUUCAACUGGAUCAUUCCAGGAAAGUUUCUUGCUUUCAGUGGGCCUCACCCAAAAAGCAAAAUAGAGAAUGGUUACCCUCUGCACGCCCCUGAGGCUUACAUCCCGUACUUCAGGAAACACAACAUCACAACUGUCAUCAGAUUAAACAAGAAGAUGUACGAUGCCAGACGGUUCACAGAGUCUGGCUUUGAGCAUCAAGAUCUGUUCUUUGUGGACGGGAGUACCCCAAACGACUCCAUCGUCAGGAAGUUCCUCAACAUCUGUGAGAAUGCAGAAGGAGCCAUUGCUGUCCACUGCAAAGCUGGCCUGGGGAGGACCGGUACUCUGAUUGGCUGCUACAUGAUGAAACAUUACCGCAUGACUGCUGCAGAGGUCAUUGCCUGGAUACGGAUCUGCAGACCAGGUUCUAUUAUAGGACCCCAGCAGAACUUUGUAGAGGCAAAACAGAACAGCCUGUGGGCAGAGGGAGAUGUUUUCCGGGAGAAGAUGCUCAACGAACGGGAGAACGGCAAGAUGGCAGUGACCAGGAUCCUGUCUGGUGUGGACGACAUCACCAUCAACGGGAGCAACAAGAACAGAUCACCCAAGAAGGAAGACAUGGAGCUGUACAACGAUGAAGAGGAGAGAAACAGUCUUACACAGGGUGAUAAACUGCGAGCACUGAAGAGCAAGAGGCAGGCCAGAUCAUCCGCAGGUUCACUAUCGCAGGUGGUAGCGUUCUGCUGCAGCCUCAUGGGCACGGUGUGGCCGAUGUGUUGCCUGCCGUUCAAAAGAUAGCAGAGAGAGGCAGACAGAGAGAGGGGGAGAGGAUGUGAGUUUUUGUAUGAUGGAGGUAAGUGCACGUCACUUCCUUUCUAGCUGACAUCCUCUUCCUGUAGAUGAUGGUUGCUAUGCCAGAGAACGGUAUGGCUGACUUGACUCUUUUGUUCUUUUUUUCUGUUCUUUGGAUGACUCUGGUGUGAAGUGGAUAUGCAUUAUUGGAUGCUGUACAUCUGCCACGCCUUUCAUUGUCUGCCUCUCAUGGCUGCUUUAUAUCAAGGCUUUAAUGAGAUAUCCUAUUGAGUUACAGUGAAGCUGACUGCACAUGUGAAAACAGCAACAUUCAUUCAACUAAUCACAGUUUCAUGGGAAAUCGGGUUAGUUGAAUUCAAUAUUUCAGCGCUUGGCUUGCACUAAUGAUUUUGCAGAUGUAGAAGGUUAAGGAGACUUGGAAAUAACUUCAGCCUUAUGACAAUCUUUUACAAGUUUGGUUGUAUUUGUAUAAAUUAGCAGCUUUUAAGAGCAUUCUUGGAAGAGGUGAACCAUCAUUAUCUUGACCUAGGGUGUCAAUGUUCAGUGCUUUGAUACUUGUCAGUAAGUCAUGCUUAAAUCUAUAUGGUCUCCUUUACUGUAAUGAUUAUGAGUAUCAAAAGGUACAGACUUUAACAACAGCUGUAGACCUUCAGUCUUGUAGCUGCAAGGGCAGCCACGAAAACAAAUGGAGGGCAGUGGUGGUUCAUAUUGUCUUUUUGGUUUUUCAUAAAGGUGCAAUAGUCAUGUUCAUGUGUCUAUGGGAAUGGUUAAGGAAGGUGGUUGGACAUGCAUUACAUUUAGGUAAAGGCCAACUCAAACUUUUUCUGCUAUGUGUCUUUGGUACCAACAUGCUGUUUAUGUUUAGUAUUAUUUUUGCAAUUUAUAUUGUGUACAGGACUUUUCGUGCAAUUUCUGCCACUAAAAACAAGAAAUUUCCCAUCAUAAGGUGCCUAGAAGGAUGUAAUUUUGUUGCUCUGGUAUCAAAAACAUUUUACUUGUAUGUUUAGUCGUUUUUUUUUUUGUUUUUUUUGUCUGUAACUUUGACUGUGCCGCUGCUGUCUUGGCCAGGACACUCUUGAAAAAGAGAUUUUUAAUCUCAAUGAGGUUGUUCUCCUGGUUAAAUAAAGGUGAAAUAAAAAGGUGCCAGCAUAGUUUGAUUUUUUAUAACUAUCAUAUUGGCUUUUCAGACUGAUAUUGUGAUAUCCCAAUUUCUGACUUGAAAAAAAUUAAAAGGCCUCUCAUGUGAGCUUCUGUCAGAGUUUUGGGGUGAAAGUGGGUUUUCUCAGAGUCGAGGCAGAAGGGAGAUUUGCUUACACUACAGGCUUCAUCAGUUAAUGCACUGCUACACAAACGUCACCAUCUGGCUCCACUGUUUUUUUUUUUUAUUUUGUGAUACUGAAGCACAUGAUGAAUUUAGGGACGAUUACACAGGGAAAGAAACAGUGUCUUCAUCUUUCCUGCCUUUUCAUGCAUGGCAACAGGCAUGAAACCCUUUGACGUGCACGCAUGGACAUGCAUCCAUGUUUGAUCUCUGUUUGUGUCUAACAUGUUGUUAAUGUUGGCCCGGGGUUCAUUGUCAAUUGCCUGUUGUUUUUCCAUUGCUUUCUGUGACUGGAUCAGUGUACAAUACCAUCUGGGCUUGGGUUACACUUCAAGGUUUUAUUAUCUGUUAGCUUGUUUUAAAUAAUUUGAGUUUAAAAACUUUGAUAUUAUAUGUGCAGACCUUUGAUUGUUCAUAUAAGUAUUUCUUAAGUAUAUGUCAACUUAAUUUCAUUUAUUUUGUGACAAAUAUGAUCGGUUUCAAAGUAUUUUUUGCAUUAGGAUAUUUCUAUUGAUUCUUAUGUCCUUGUUAACAUUUUUUUAAUGUUACAUCCUUGUAUUUCUACUUUAGGUAUCAGCUUAAGUCUUUUGCCAAGCAUAAGAAACCUUGCUGUUAUGUUUCAUCUUUUUUAUAAAGUUUCUGUAGAAAUGGAGUAUCAGCCUGUACAUUUUUAGCCCUUUUUUAAAUACAUACUUCAAAGCUUGCACCUCAGCUGGGCUCUAACUAUAGAGCAAAGUGCUAAUACAUCAGAGCUGCUGAAGGACAAAAACUUGCUGACUGGCGCUCUAUGAAAGGUAUUUUAUCUAAUCCAGUCCCAGUGGAAAAGCAGAACAUCAGAGGCUUUGUGUCCUGCCUGGACGUCUCUUGUCUCUUCUUUCUUUUUUUUCCCCUUUUUUCCGUUUGCUCUUGUUGUUGGAUU